This is a messenger RNA of Vitis vinifera (wine grape), 988 nucleotides long. RefSeq names its product ethylene-responsive transcription factor WIN1. Gene Ontology annotation, biological process: regulation of DNA-templated transcription. The record is from RefSeq and is a predicted model, not a curated record. The transcript is spliced from 2 exons. Lineage: Eukaryota; Viridiplantae; Streptophyta; Magnoliopsida; Vitales; Vitaceae. Gene Ontology annotation, molecular function: DNA-binding transcription factor activity; DNA binding. The coding region runs from base 63 to 635 and encodes 190 amino acids.
GAUUUUUAUUAUGAUCAUCUCUCUCAUUUCUCUCUCUCUCUCUUACAUUCACAUUCUCGAACAUGGUACAGACAAAGAAGUUCAGAGGAGUCAGGCAGCGCCACUGGGGCUCCUGGGUCGCUGAAAUUCGCCACCCUUUACUCAAGAGGAGGGUGUGGUUAGGGACGUUUGAGACUGCAGAAGAGGCCGCUCGAGCCUACGACGAGGCGGCGGUGAUGAUGAGCGGGCGCAAUGCCAAAACAAACUUCCCCACUGCCGUGAAUCACGCCAACAAUGAGGAGUCGUCCUCUUCCUCUCCCACCGCUCUUUCUGCAAUACUCAGCGCCAAGCUGCGUAAAUGUUGUAAAUCCCCAUCUCCCUCCCUCACUUGCCUAAGGCUGGACACCGAGAAUUCCAAUAUAGGAGUGUGGCAGAAGCGGGCGGGGACGCGAUCCGACUCCAAUUGGGUGAUGACAGUGGAGCUUGGGAAGAAGAAUGAGCAGGCGGCGGAGGCAGGAGCGGAGGCGGAAGUGGCCAUGGUGGACACUCCAGAGACCUCAUCAUCAGGAUUAAGGGAAGGUAGUGGGGAUCAUGGGAUGGAUGAAGAGGAGAGGAUUGCAUUGCAGAUGAUAGAGGAACUGCUAAACAGGAAUUGAAGGUCAGCCCAGUACUUGAAAAUUCACAUGGGGCUUGCCAAUACAUGGGAGCUCCCAUGUGCAGUCACCAUCAUGGCAUUGUGUUUGAUUUUUCAAAGUACCAGCUGUUACUUCGAUCUUCAGAAGAAUGGGGCAUAAAUUCUAGCCAUAUAUAUAUCUUGAUUUAGACCUCCACGGAGGUAAGUUAAUUGUGUGUCUGUGUAAAAUGUAUUCAGUUAAACGCCAACCCACCCAAAAGAAAAGGGACCUUCUAUAUAUCGAUCUAUAAACUAGUGUUCUAUAUAGAAGAAGAGAUAAAAAAACUGUCAUAUUUUGUGGUAGGAGUUCAAAAUAAAUGAAUUGGGUUUCAUCAA